CAUCCUCUCGAGUAUUGAGUCACGAGUGCGCUUUAUAGCUCUCACCUUCGUCAACGCAUAACAACUUCUCCAACCCAUAAACCCGUCAUAAAUCUUCUUGGCCGCUUUGCGAGGCAGACACCACCACCAAAAACCCUCGAGCAAUCACCAACCAUGGCAUUGUUACCGAACCCAGUAACCAUUUCCCGUAAAUCUCCACUCCUUUUCAGAUUCAUGAGCCACUCACUCAAACCCACUUCUCGUAUCUCUAACCAGACCAAAAUUCCCCCACACCCACUUCAGAUAAGUGGUUUCAGGAGCUGUUCUUCUUCACUCUGCUCUCAACCAGUUUCUUAUACUCGUUGGGCUUUGUUUAAAGAUAUGGGUUGUAAGGGAACUGGGUAUGGUUUAUUGGGCAGUGAUUAUUUUCGUGUCUCAGCUGUGUCUGAUGGCGGAAGUGGAGGGUUUGGGGGUUCUGGUGGCGGAAAUUCCGGUGGCAAAGGUGGCAGUGGCAAAGGUGACGGCGGCGGUAGUAAAUGGUCCUUACUCUCCUGGUACUUGUCUCUACUUGAUAAGCAUCCCGUGUUGACGAAAGCUGUGACUGGUGCAUUGCUUACUUUAAUUGGUGAUUUAAUCUGUCAGAUAAUGAUUGAUCAAGUGCCAUCACUAGAUCUGAAGAGGACAUUCUUAUUCACCCUGCUAGGGCUGGUCUUGGUGGGUCCUACAUUGCACUUCUGGUACUUGUAUUUGAGUAGAUUGGUUCCAUUGUCAGGAGCGUCAGGUGCUUUCUCGCGCCUUGUACUUGACCAGUUCCUCUUUGCUCCUAUAUUCAUUGGAGUUUUCCUGGCUUCAUUAUUAACACUUGAGGGGAGGCCAUCAGAUGUGGUGCCGAAGCUUCAACAGGAGUGGUUCUCUGCUGUUCUUGCAAAUUGGAAAUUGUGGAUACCUUUUCAAUUCCUCAACUUUCGAUUUGUACCACAACAAUUCCAGGUCCUUGCUGCUAAUGUCGUUGCUGUGGUCUGGAACGUGAUUCUCUCGUAUAAAGCCCACAAAGAGGUGCUUCGGAAAUAGGACUGCAGCUAACUCUAUUUCGCGGCCAGAUCAAUCCUUUUUGCGCUGACUCAAGUUUCGAUUUUGCUCCAAGUCUUCCAACCCAGAAAUCUAAACCUGCACAUCUAAGUAGUGCUUACUCUCUCUCUCUUUUUUUUCCCUUGAUCGGAAAUUAGUGCUUAAAUUCGAACGCUUGGUUUUGGUAAGGUUUUCGCAUGAAUUUCUUUUUUCUGGUGUUUGAAGUCAAUGAACUUGAAAUGUAAGCCGCAGGGGUUUUGUAAGUUGGGUUUCUGUUGAUCAGUUAUGAUCACCUUCUCUUCUUUC
This is a messenger RNA of Rhododendron vialii, 1353 nucleotides long. Its product is annotated as protein sym-1. Gene Ontology annotation, cellular component: membrane; cytoplasm. The transcript is spliced from 8 exons. The coding region runs from base 154 to 1050 and encodes 298 amino acids. The record is from RefSeq and is a predicted model, not a curated record. Lineage: Eukaryota; Viridiplantae; Streptophyta; Magnoliopsida; Ericales; Ericaceae.